AUGAACAAUGUCCGGUUUUCUAGUGGAAUCCUGGCCGAAGACCUAAACCAUGUAGCUAAUGCCAAGGAGAUGAGAUUUGGUGAAGCCAUCAGUCGAGAACUCCUGCUCCAAAUGCGUCAUCUGAAAGUUUAUGUGAUAGGAGAGGUACCAGCUGCAGACUUGAGUGCUUGCGUAGAUCAAUGGAUGGAGGAAAGACCAAGGGAGCAAUUGAUUUCCUAUUUGGAAGUCAAAGUGCACGGAACAGUUUGGUACUUGGAUAUGAGAGUUUGCCAACGUCAAUGA
This is a messenger RNA of Caenorhabditis briggsae, 282 nucleotides long. The record is from RefSeq and is a predicted model, not a curated record. Bases 1 to 282 code for a protein of 93 amino acids. The transcript is spliced from 2 exons. Lineage: Eukaryota; Metazoa; Nematoda; Chromadorea; Rhabditida; Rhabditidae.